AAGUUUAGAUGAGAUGGCAAUCAAUUAAUGAAAUGAUUGAAUCUUCAGGUCAUAAGAAUAGCUUCUCGUCUAUGGAAUGCCACUCUUGUAGAAGACUAUGCGUUUGGUGUGAAUUAUGUGGUCAUUCGAUCCAACGCUGAGAUACGUCUGGACCCGACUCUUAAUAUACAGCAGAACAGACACAACGACUUCUUUUCCGUGGAGACCAAAGCCAUACCAGACGUGACAUUACUGUUGCCCCGAGAGGUGAGCUGGUGGUGGCUUAUCAUAGCCGUCCUCUUGGGCCUCAUUUUAUUAGCUCUUCUCAUACUCAUCCUCUAUAAGGUUGGUUUCUUCAAACGAAAAAAGCCGGGAUAUAUGGCCGCCAAUACUGAAGACAAAGACUAACCCGUCUUAAGAUAUUCAUUACAACUAAUGACAGCUAAAACAUCAUUUCAUUUGUUAUGAAUUCUGUGAAUAAUUAAA
Molecule: messenger RNA, 465 nt
Organism: Medioppia subpectinata
Lineage: Eukaryota; Metazoa; Arthropoda; Arachnida; Sarcoptiformes; Oppiidae
Source: the annotation of a GenBank genome assembly